AUGAAAAUGGUGUUAUCUCAGAGGCAGAGGGAGGAGUUAAACAAAGCUAUAGCCGAUUACUUAAGUAGCAAUGGAUACAUGGACGCUCUUCAAGCAUUUAAAAAAGACGCGGAUAUGCCUGGAGAAGUGGAGCACAAAUACGGAGGACUAUUGGAAAAAAAAUGGACAUCCGUUAUACGUCUCCAAAAAAAAGUCAUGGAAUUAGAAUCGAAAUUAUCGGCAGCUGAAAAAGAAAUAAUCGAAGCUCCAACGAGAGGGAAAAGAACUCCUUCCGAAUGGAUUCCUAGGCCUCCUGAAAAAUUUUGUCUAUCCGGUCAUAGAUUUCCAUUGACUAGGGUGAUUUUUCAUCCGGUGUUUAGUUUAAUGGUGUCUGCUAGCGAGGAUGCUACAAUGAAGGUCUGGGAUUACGAAACCGGUGAAUACGAACGAGUUCUAAAGGGACACAUGAACGCAGUUCAAGACAUUGCUUUUGAUCAGACUGGAAAACUUUUAGUAUCCUGUAGCGCCGAUUUAUCAAUCAAAAUAUGGAACUUUCAACAGGAUUACGAAUGUAUAAAAACACUUCACGGACACGAUCAUAACGUGUCGAGCGUAGCCUUUAUGCCCGGAGGCGAUUACAUUGUUUCCGGUUCAAGAGACAAAACAAUUAAAAUGUGGGAAGUCGCUUCGGGAUAUUGCAUUAAAACGUUUACGGGACAUCGCGAGUGGGUGAGAAUGGUGAGGCCGUCUCCGGAUGGAACUUACAUAGCAUCAUGUUCAAAUGAUCAAACAAUACGAAUUUGGAUUGCGUCCACGAAGGAAUGCAAAUUGGAAUUGAGAGAACACGAUCACGUUGUAGAAUGCAUAGCUUGGGCACCCGAAAGUGCAACCUCGGCUAUCAAUGAAGCUGCCGGAUCUGAUAAUAGAAGAGGAGCUCAAAAAGGACCAUUUUUGGUUUCAGGCUCACGUGACAAAACACUAAAAGUAUGGGACAUCAGUACCGGCGUAUGUUUAUUUACUUUUGUCGGUCACGAUAAUUGGGUGCGGGGAGUCGUUUUCCAUCCGGGUGGAAAAUAUAUAAUCAGUGCUAGCGACGAUAAAACUCUGCGAGUAUGGGAUAUUCGCAAUAUUAGAUGUUUUAAAAAACUCGAAGCCCAUCCUCACUUUUGUACUUGCUUAGAUUUCCAUAAAAGUCAACCAUAUGCAAUCACCGGUAGCGUCGACAACACCGUAAAAGUUUGGGAAUGUCGUUAA
Pediculus humanus corporis (human body louse) is the source of this 1233-nucleotide messenger RNA. Its product is annotated as platelet-activating factor acetylhydrolase isoform 1B alpha subunit, putative. NCBI's taxonomy places the organism in Eukaryota, Metazoa, Arthropoda, Insecta, Psocodea, Pediculidae. Gene Ontology annotation, molecular function: protein binding. The transcript has 7 exons. Bases 1 to 1233 code for a protein of 410 amino acids. The record is from RefSeq and is a predicted model, not a curated record.